AUGCUUGUUUGCAGGUGUUUCACAAAUGAUUAUGACCAGGAUCAUGACUCUAAAGUCUCCAAAGAAAUCCGGGAAUACUUGAAAGCAAAAUAUGAAGGGAACGAGGAGAUUCGAGGCAUGAAAGUGUUGAACUUGAUAAGGGAGUUCGAGAUGCAAAGAAUGAAAGAGUCGGAAACGAUUAAAGAAUACUCAAACAAAUUGUUGGGUAUUGCCAACAACAUAAAAUUGUUGGGAAAAGAGUUUUCAGAUUCCAGACUCGUUGAGAAAAUUCUGGUGACGGUGCUGGAAAGAUAUGAGGCAUCUAUUGCUUCCUUAGAAAACACAAAAUAUUUAUCUAUAAUCACCUUUACAGAGGUGAUACAUGCCUUGCAAGCACAAGAACAAUGA
Molecule: messenger RNA, 387 nt
Organism: Vigna unguiculata (cowpea)
Lineage: Eukaryota; Viridiplantae; Streptophyta; Magnoliopsida; Fabales; Fabaceae
Source: RefSeq, a predicted model, not a curated record